Molecule: messenger RNA, 4071 nt
Organism: Hippocampus zosterae (dwarf seahorse)
Lineage: Eukaryota; Metazoa; Chordata; Actinopteri; Syngnathiformes; Syngnathidae
Gene: crbn
Product: cereblon
Exons: 11
Coding region: 62-1417 (451 amino acids)
Biological process (GO): protein ubiquitination
Cellular component (GO): Cul4A-RING E3 ubiquitin ligase complex
Source: RefSeq, a predicted model, not a curated record
AGCCAGUGCAAUGCCAUGUCGCACCCGGUCGAAGUAGAGUUGGCAUUGUAAACACAAGGCUAUGGCCGACGACAGGGGUGGAGGCGAAGACAACAUUAACGAGAACAUGGGCAACCAGCUACAGCUCUUUCCAGGCAACGGGCAGGAGGAGGAGGACGAGGAGGAAGAUGACAUGGAGAGUGAAGACCGAGACAAUGACGAGACAACGAAGCCAAGCAUUAUCACUUUCGAUCCUAGUCUGCCUACUUCACACGCUUACUUGGGCUCGGACAUGGAGGAAUUUCACGGCCGGACCGUCCACGACGAUGACAGCUGUCAAACAAUUCCUGUGCUGCCACACACUGCUGUCAUGCUGGUGCCUGGACAGACCCUGCCUCUGCAGCUCUUUAGGCCCCAGGAGGUCAGCAUGAUGAGGAGUAUCAUACAGAGGGAUCGAACCUUUGCUGUGCUGGCACACAGUGAUCCAGGUGAACCAGAGGCAGAAUUCGGAACUACAGCAGAGAUCUACGCAUACCGGGUGGAGCAGGAGUACGGCAUCGAGACGGUCAAAGUGAAAGCCGUGGGCAGGCAGAGAUUCAAAGUCCACGAGAUAAGAACUCAAGCGGAUGGGAUUCGACAGGCCAAAGUCCAGAUCCUUCCAGAACGAAUCCUUCCUGAUCCUCUGUCUGCAGUUCAGCUAACGCCCCUCUCCAGGCUUGUCGUGCACCCUUCCUCCAAGCCCCCAACUCAAAGUUGCAAGCAGGCCGAAUGCUGGUGGAAUAACUACCAAGAGAGGAAGUUUCGCUGUGCCAUUCUGACCCGCUGGCCACCGUGGGUCUACGCCCUCUAUGAAUCUGAGUCCCUCAUGAACCGAGUGAAGAAGCAACUCCACGAGUGGGACGAGAAUCUAAAGGAUGACUCUCUCCCUACGAAUGCCAUAGACUUCUCCUACAGAGUGGCGGCCUGUCUGCCCAUAGACGACUCGCUCCGGCUGCAGCUGCUGAAAAUUGGCAGUGCCAUUCAGAGGCUUCGCUGCGAGUUGGACAUAAUGGAUCGGUGCACAUCACUGUGCUGCAAGCAGUGUGAAGACACAGAAAUCACCACCAAAAAUGAGAUCUUCAGCUUGUCUCUGUAUGGCCCCAUGGCUGCCUAUGUCAAUCCCCAUGGUUACGUCCACGAGACUCUGACCGUCUACAAGGCAAACAACCUCAACCUGGUCGGCAGGCCGUCCACACUGCACAGCUGGUUUCCAGGGUACGCUUGGACAAUCGCCCAAUGCCGAUGCUGCGGCUCUCACAUGGGUUGGAAGUUCACCGCCACCAUGAAGGACUUGUCUCCACCUCGUUUCUGGGGUCUGACUCGCUCGGCCUUGCUCCCCCGCAUGCCCCCCGACGAGGGCGAGGACGGGCGGGACGGCUCGCGACUCUUCUGCCAGUGACAUAUGACCUCCUGUCCCCCGUCGUGUAAUAACUGCCUGGUUGUGUUGCCUCCUAAGUAAUCACUACAUCAAAACGCUGUCAGCCGUGGGAGUAAAUCCAUCAUAUUAGCGGAAAAGUCAUCCAACCUUUACAUGGCACUUGGCACUUAAGCAGCGUACGCAAUUGGAGGGAAGGGCGGGUUGUUCUUUAUAUGUGGAUGCACUGGUGAAGACAAAAAGAGACACGCUUCCCCAUUCGUGAUCCUUUGAGCAUGCCGCUCCGUCGUGCGCGCGUCUGUCCAGCUGUUCGUAGGCACACUGAUAGAAUGUCAAAAUGGGUGUCGUUCAUGGGCCCCGCGGCUGUUUUCCUCCGCAUGGUGAAAGGUUUUGAAGCUUGAGCAAACAGUCUCUCAGAAUUCCCAUUGAGAGAGCUUUUUUUUUUUUUUUGCUUUAUUGAUGGCUGUCAUUAUUGGCAAUGUCUCAGAGUCUACGCAAGCUGACUCUAUUGACAUUUUUGAAUCUUAGAAGUCAAGCGGUUGUAUUUUUGUAUGCCAGUAAGUUGGAAACGACUUCAUGUGUUCCAGUGGCAGCCAUGACCGUUUUGAAAGGUCACGGGCUAAAUUUCGACAAAGCAUUUAUUCAUUUAAAAUCCUUCCGGCUGUUGAAUCAUUUGCUGAACCUUAAGCGAGAAAUGUACAGCGCGGUCAUGACUGCUAAAAUGUUGUCCUGACUAAGUCCAUGAUGUGACGGUGUUCCCUUAAGGUUGCACAGCUGCUCUUUUAAGCAUCAUCAAAAUGUGCCGCGAGAUACUGGUUUAUAUUUCUUACAUAAUCUCAAUUAAAAUUGCACUGAGUGCAAUAUGUGCCAUUGCUUGCAAUGUGAAUAUUGUCUUGGCACCCAAAGACCUUUGGAUUUUUGUUUUGAAAACAAAAAAAAACAUCAGAGUGGGCCUCAUGUGAGUUGAGUGCCCCCUCCCCCUAUUUUUUUUUUCCCCUUGCGAUGGUCUAAGCCAGUGGUUCUUAACCUUAGAGGUACCGAACCCAACCAGUUAAUAUGCAACUAAAUUAAAAUGUUUAAUGAAAUGAAUUUAUAUAUAUAUAUAUAUUACAAAUUCAAGAUAUGAAAAAAGUAACAUUUCAAGAAAUAUGCAUACUUUUUAUUUUUUAAAAUUUUACAACGUACUAUCACAACAGUCACAUGCUGACUACUGAGUGAACUAAAUUUUCCGCAGCACUGAUUGGCCAAGACCCAUGUGAUCAUCUGCAGCCAGUGCUGGCUAAGCGGGCGUGUCAUAACUAAUUGGGAUGUUGAGUCGGGGGGGUGUCUUAACCUCCAUGGCAGAGGCACUGUCGAACCCCUGAGACCAAUUCAGCGAACUCCUAGGGUUCGAUCGAACCCUGGUUAACAACCACUGGUCUACGCUUUUAAAAUAAGAGUGACGGUCAUUCUGUGGCUAAUCAACAACAUUUGCUUGAAAUUGUCGCAUCUCAACAGUGACGAAUAAAAGAGCUCCUUUUUAACUUGCUGUUCAUGCCCGGCUGUCCCGUUAAGAAUAACCGUUAAAAUGAUGCAAAACGUCAGAGGCAUAAACUUUUAACGAAGCCCAUUGGCCAAACUGAAACGACUGCACUGCGCAAAAAAUUAUCAUGUCAGAAUGUGCCAUCUUUAUCAUUUUCUAAAUGGGAAAAUGAAGAGUCUGUGGUAUUCACAUGUUGAGUGACUCGCCUCCAAAACAAAACAUGCGAGGAAUGACCUACGGGCGUGCUAACAUGCCUAUUUCAAAAAUGGAAAGAACCGUCGUUAAAAUCAAAUUUUUGCUCCUGUAUUUAAGCCACUUUUUGCGGUACAGUAGCCGCAGCAUCUGCUGUCUUCGUGGCUAUUAUGCAGGCUCAACCUACAGGUUGGAUAUUCAUUUCUAUUCAAGCAUUUUAAUUGAGUGUCAGAGUGGAACCUCUAACGUCGAACUCGCUGUUCCAGCAGCAAUUUUAAAGCUAUUUGUCCCCAUAGGAAAUAAUCAAACUGUCGCAGACAUAAAAACCUUUAUUAGCACUGUAAAAAUGUAAUGUGAAACUGUAAACUCGCCCUGUGAGGAUAUGUUAAGUUACCUGAAUCUGAAUGUAAAAACAAUAAAACACUCGACUGCAACUUUGCAAUGAGUGGAAAUAAUUCACAUAAUUCCUAGUGUAUUUUCCUCGCUCUCUUUUCAUUUUCUUCUUCCCUUAACACAUCGCUCGCUCGUUUGUUUAUGUGUAGCGUAAGUACUUAUACGCUCGCUGAACUGAGCUCCCGGCUUGUAUGACCUCGGUAUCGUUCGGCUUUAAAGUUUCCACUCCGCACAUUUGUUUUUUGUUGACAGAAGUAAAAGGCUUUCGGAUAGUACAGCUUGGAGUAAUGUGCAGUUGUUAAACUGUACGUUGCGGAGAGAGCGGGUCGGUAUGGGGCAGUGAGGGUCUGAAUACGCCUUGGUGGCUGGGACACAUGCAGCGCACCGGGCCUCCCCGAUGACUUGAACAUGAGUCUACCUCCAUGAGGAGCUUUUGUAACCGAGCGAGGUUUAGACAGAGUUGUGGACACGCAGCACGUGUACAUUUGUCUUCGCCUAACAUAAAUACAAAGCUGUCUUUGUUUGGUUUUAAUGCUUGUUUCCCUCCAGUAAACUACCGUGCUCGAUGAAA